Messenger RNA from Halichondria panicea, 1004 nucleotides. RefSeq names its product antiviral innate immune response receptor RIG-I-like. Lineage: Eukaryota; Metazoa; Porifera; Demospongiae; Suberitida; Halichondriidae. The coding region runs from base 1 to 822 and encodes 273 amino acids. The record is from RefSeq and is a predicted model, not a curated record. Gene Ontology annotation, cellular component: cytoplasm. The transcript has a single exon.
AUGACACAAGCUGAUCAACACGUUGUCAUGGAAAAUUUCAGGAGUGGAGAUAGCAACAUCUUAGUGGCAACUUCAGUUGCUGAAGAAGGACUAGACGUUCCUGCAUGUAAUUUUGUCAUCCGAUUUCAACAUGUUUCCAAUGAAAUUGCUACAGCCCAAACUCAAGGGCGAGCUCGGGCUGAAGAAAGUGAGGUGAUUACUAUUCUGUCAAGUGAUUCAUCGAUGUACAUGAAGGAAAUUCAAAAUUUUGAGCGCCUCGAGCUUGUCAACAAAAUUGUUAAAAACAAUUGGUUCCCAAAAGGUAAAAUACUCCAUGAGAAGCUAAGAAAGCAACAGACACUCAUAAUACGCCAAAUGAACAUAACAAAACUUUUACGUCAACAACGUCUGCCAAGUCGAUCUGGUGAUAGGGAACGAAUCAAGUUACGGUGCAGAAAGUGCAAAACAAUUGCUUGCUUUGGCUCAGACAUAUAUACAGCUGAAGGCUCAUCACAUCACGUUGUUCCAGGUGAAGAAAUAAAAGAUAAACUGGUCAAGAAACCACAUCACAAGCCUGGCAAACUUGAUGAAAAUGUGAUCAAAACACACAAAAUUCACUGCAAAGUUUGUGAUGCUGACUGGGGAAUAAUGUGCAUUUGGCCAGUAGAAGGGUUUGAGUUUCCAGUCUUGAAAUGUAAAAGCUUUGUGUUUCAACAUGAAACCACAGGUAGCUUGUUCCCUGUUGCACAAUGGUCCAGAGCCCCAUUUGAGCCAUUGCCACUCGACGUAUGGAUUGCUGAGCAUUUUCCGAGCCCCGAUUCCGACACUGACUUUCUGAUUUAAUACGUAUAUAAUAUAGGUAUUUAAUAGUUGCUAGUGACAGACAAUUAAUGUUUUUUUAACUAGAAUUUUGUUAACUACUAUUUAGAGGUAGACUCUAAUAAUUAUAUUGCACAGUUUGUGUGUUUUAAAAGUACAAUAAUUUUAAUGAGAUCCAUGAUUUAAUUUGUGUUCUGGGAAUCAGG